ACAUUUCUCUUCCUGACGAAUCAUAACAAGUUGCACUCGUGUCAAAUUAAACGUGGUGUGUCAUGAGAUGGAAAUCACAUGCUGUAGUCUGGGGUUGGGCAGUUUUCCAACAUUAGUACAAGGUCUGUGGUGGACUAUAGUGACCUACUUUCAUUUUAAGGGUAUAAACCUGUCAUGAAUGAGCAACAAUUAUCUUUGGGUUAGGGUUAGUAAAUGUGUUUUUUUUUCUUCUUUUAAAUGUGGGACACUAGUCACAGAACUCAAGGGUUCAUGCACUUUGAGGAAGAUUGCAAAUUGUAUUAGGCUACAAAAAAACCCGACAGACAAACACAAACAAACUGAAUAAAUCAGCACAAAAAAAACAACAAAGAUCAAACGAACAACAGCAAAAAACGAACAAAUUAAUAAUUGGGAUGAGCAACCCCCGCCCCCAACAAGAAAAAAAAAAAACGAACUCGAAAAUGUUGACCAAACGCGGCUUCCGUAUAUUUAUGUCAUUGGCUGUCUUCCUAGUCCUCUGAUUGGAUGCUGCCGCCGAGGUGGAGUUUUUGAUCUGCCGAACAGGGAAGUGAUGGUCGGACGCGGGUUCAAAGUUUUUUAAACAGUUACAAAACAAAAUAACGUCGAGAAGCUCCACGUGACGGCUCUGGCUUCCUGGUGUUGUGCCCAGCCUCCGCCAUCUUGCGCCUGCCUUUGAACCGCAGGCUCGUUGAGUGAAGCGGUAGGUAAGAAACCUAGCGAUGGCCGAAACACUCGUGACAGUUGUGUGUCUCCUCAGCUCCGCGGCGCUCACAGCCGCUCGCGCGCCUCACAUCGUCUUCGUCCUGGCCGACGACUUCGGCUGGUACGACGUCGGGUACCACGGCUCCGAGAUCCGGACUCCGAACCUGGACCGGGUGUCAGCCGGAGGGGUCCGCCUGGACAACUACUACGUCCAGCCUAUCUGCACCCCGUCCCGGAACCAGCUCAUGACAGGGAGGUACCAGAUUCACACAGGCAUGCAGCACCAGAUCAUCUGGCCCUGUCAGCCGUACUGUGUGCCCCUGAACGAGAAGCUACUGCCCCAGUACCUGAAGGAGGCGGGCUACGCCACACACAUGGUGGGCAAGUGGCACCUGGGCAUGUACAAGAAGGACUGCCUGCCCACCCGCCGCGGCUUUGAUACAUAUUUCGGCUACCUGACAGGCAGCGAGGAUUACUACACCCAUGGGCACUGUUAUCCCAUCUCUGCCCUGAACCUCACCCGCUGUGCGUUGGACCUGAGGGAAGGAGAAGAAGUUGCCACCGGAUACAAAGGCGUCUAUUCGACUGAACUGCUCAGCCAGAAGGCCAUCGGCAUCAUUGAGAAGCACAACUCUGACAAGCCGCUCUUCCUGUAUGUGGCGCUGCAGGCAGUCCAUGCUCCCCUGCAGGUGCCAGAGCGCUACCUGAGCCCUUACCGUUUCAUCAAGGACACCCAUCGCAGGUUCUACGCCGGCAUGGUGUCGGCCAUGGACGAGGCAGUGGGCAACAUCACCCUGGCUUUGCAGCAGGCAGGACUUUGGGAGAACACGGUGCUUGUGUUCUCGACAGAUAACGGAGGUCAGACAUUGAGCGGCGGCAGCAACUGGCCACUGCGAGGCAGGAAGGGGUCCCUGUGGGAAGGUGGCGUCCGGGGAGUAGGAUUUGUCGCCAGCCCGCUACUGAAACGACCCGGAACCGUCAGCCGCGAACUGAUCCACAUCUCCGAUUGGCUGCCUACACUCGUUGGCCUGGCGGGAGCGAUCCCCAACACCACCAAUCCCCUGGACGGAUUCAACGUGUGGAACACAGUCAGCAACGGGUUUGCCUCACCCAGACUGGAGCUGCUGCACAACAUCGACCCUCUCUUUACAGACAUCGCUCCAUGUCCUGGCAGGGAGCAUCAGUUAACUUUGGCUGAGGGGGUCAGCAGAGACUCCUGGGCCAACUCCGUCUUCAAUGUGUCCAUUCACGCCGCCAUCCGAUCCUCAAACUGGAAGCUGCUGACUGGCUUCCCGGGUUGUGACAUUUGGUUCCCGCGGCCCGGCUUCAACCGCUCCCGGUCGAGCCCCUUCAAGCCGGAUCCUCUGAAGCCAGUGAUGCUGUUUAACAUAGAGAAGGAUCCAGAGGAGAGGGAGGACGUGUCUGCUUGGUUCCCCUCGGUGGUGGAUAAUCUCCUCAGUCGGCUCCACCAACACCAAAAAAGUGCCUUGCCCAUAAACUUCCCCGACGACGACCCCAGAUGUGACCCAGGCCCCACCGGAGCCUGGGGACCCUGGGCAUAGCUGGAGGAGGAUGGUGAUGAACAUUGUGGAGGUUGUAGCACUAUGCUUAUUGCUGUGAAAUUGGUAACAGCUGGAAUGUCCGUUGUGGAGAAAAAAUAAAAUUUUACUCUAUGAUAGACAUUUUACCAACACCAAAUAAGUUCAUGUAACCUCAAUUAUCAUGCAGAUUUUUUUCAAGGAAAGUAUUUCAGUUGCUUGCUUUGCAGAAACUUAAGUGGGACACGUCAUCCAUCCGUUCAUUGACAUUCAUCGCCCAUGAUGCUUUCAGAGGUUAGAUUAUAACGAUUGCGUAACCUUUUAGCAGCACAUGUUGCUGAUUUGUAAAGACCAUCUCCCCGCUGUUUCAGGUAUUUGCACUUCGUUUAUCUACUGUUGAGAAGCCGCAGGCCCCUUGUAUUUGUCAAGCACAAAGCUGCACAGAAAUAGCUGGCUGUAUUUAAUCGGAGGAAAAUGUCACCGACCGAACUAUGGAGCCUCUGAAAAGUAUAUUUAAGCUUUUUUUUUUUAAAAGGAUUGUACUGGAGAGAGUAAAACUUCAGAUGUGUGUGCGAGAGUGAGUUGGAGCUCAAUGUUGACUUUGGCCAGAUUUUGAUAUUUAUAGCUGCGUAUGCCAGAAUUUUUAUGCUGAAAAUCGAUGAAGUGACUGUUUGUAUUGUGCAAGCGAUCCCUCGCAGUGAUGAACCCACCGAGGAUUGUCCCUGCAUCCUGCCAUUUCUCUCAGCUCUUCAAUAUUUCUGGCAUAUUUAGGCUCAUUGUUCAGGCCGUGCAACUUCAUCGGCAGCGAUUUUUUUGGCUGCAGCUGUAUCAGCAACAAAGCUCCGAUGAACCCACUGUGCAUCAUCUCCGGAGCACCAAGCAGCUAACAGACUACUGACUGGUGAACACAGUGGAGCCUCCAGCGGCGAACAAGUCAGACCUUUCCCUCAGGAGUCGCUGGAGACCUGUAGCCCUGUUUGUGACCUCAGCACUUUGUACUUUACUCCAUGAUUUGGUCAUUGAUCAUGCCCUAAGCAAACAUUUUCAUGGUCUCAUGGAUUGCCGCCCUCCGCCCAAAAUGCUAUAAUGUUUGCUCGGAGCAAAACCAAUGUUUAAACACAAUAUUGGCGCAGACUGUGCCAUUCAGCUUUGCAAAUGCAACUUAAUUCUGCUGUGGACAUCCUGCAGAUCGCAAAAGUUUAGCUGUGAAAUGGAAGGAUGCAUUUUCGGUGCCCCUGGUUCAGGAAAGGGGAGAGCCACAUACUGUACAUAAUGUCAGGCGACUCACAGCUGGAAAACUCCUUGGCUUUUAGCAGAAUGACGCAAUCUACCGGGUAAUCAUCAGUCCAAAUGAUUACAAACUGCAUCAGUGGGUUUCAUUUAAGUUGAAGUUUUGUUUUUAAGAAGAAAAAAAUAAAUUUUCCACUAUUUGGAAAUGCA
Messenger RNA from Scophthalmus maximus (turbot), 3701 nucleotides. It is a transcript of the gene arsb, whose product is annotated as arylsulfatase B. Lineage: Eukaryota; Metazoa; Chordata; Actinopteri; Pleuronectiformes; Scophthalmidae. The record is from RefSeq and is a predicted model, not a curated record. The transcript has 8 exons. Bases 741 to 2285 code for a protein of 514 amino acids.